UUAUACUUUGCUAAAGCCCGACGAUAAAUCAAGAUGGCGGCGCCCAUGAGGUUUCAAACACGAGUUGUGGGCUGGAGAAAUAAACGGGAAUUUGAUGAUGUUUACGAUUGUCUGUACAACAGCGAUGUUCAAAGACAACGCGAUGGUCUCGAAAGAAUAAACGCGUGGAAGUGCCGAUUUGCCGAUAAGAUGCCUGUUGCAAUUGAGUGCACAGCCACUCUCUUAGAGGCUACCUUAAUGGAGGAAAAUGAGAGCGAACCAAGUACAUUACAGCUCAUCUAUAGCAUGGCCGUCAUAAGAUUUGUGAACUUAAUAACAGGAUUCCUGCAAAAUAAGGCCCAGGCCCAGCCUGUCGUUGCCAUUGCAAAAGAGAUCAGCCUUCCAGAGUGGUUGGUGGAGCUACGUCACGAGGCGUCACACAAGCACAUGCCCCCGCUUGCCACCCUUCGAAGGGGAGCCGAGACGGGCCUGGCCUGGCUGAAGGAGAUUUUCUGGCAGAAGCAGUGUGGGAGUGCAGCACCCGUACUACCAGAAGGAGAGGAGGAUUCGGCGUAUCCACCGAACGUCAACGGUGUGGAAGAUGAUAUCAAUCAACUGAGUAUUGCUUACCAACAGGCACAGUUCCAGAAUAUUCAGUGUGGUCCUAAUAAUGGUCGCAAUGGAAAUGGCAUUACAGAAAUCUUGUCCAAUUUGGAGCAGUGUCUCGCCGAUCCUGAGGCCGGGUACCUGUUGAUGUCACUUCUCUUGCAAGAUGGCUACCUGGUACCCACCCCAGAGCAGCUUCAAGCUCUGGGUUUGAAAGAAGGCUUUUCAAUCACUAGGGGCAUCAUCUAUAUCCAUCGAGCCCUCUGCCAGUUCUGGAGGCCUCUGAUGGCGCUCUUACAUUCACUGGAGCUCACCCCUCUGUUGCUACAGUCCAUCAUGAGGGAGCUGGGUAAAUUCAGAACCGCAGAGAGCCAAGUGGCUGCCUAUUUGGUGGGAUGGGCGAUGCAAAUCAUAAUGGCAGGCACAAUUGACAGGAAAAUGUUCAGGACAUAUCUUGGGCUUUUCAAGGAUAACCUUCAACUUCCCUGGAAGACACUCUUUGAUCAAUGCAUCCAGCACCCAAAUUGUUUUACGCUCGACCUCUUGCAAUACAUCUUGCCAAACUUGGAUCCCAAAAUGUCAGAGCAAGCACAAACCAACCUGAGGCAGCUGAUGUCCACCUAUCGCAACCUCCUGGAAUCUCAACAGCCAGUUUCAGAAGAGACUGAUGACAACACUGAGGCAGAUAGGAUUUACACUGCAGAGGACAUUCCCAGACCAGAGGGUGAACAUUUGUCAGGCCAGAGCAAAAUUAGUGUUGAACAAGUGGACAUUUCAGAAGAAAAUCAGAUGGAAGUUAUAGAAGGCAGUACUCCUUCGAGUUUUGUUCUCCGGGAAAAAGAUAAUUUUCAACCUUGGACUAAGAGUACAGCUCAGGUUGAUUGGUCCGAAUUUCCCAUCGGGUCGUUACCCGGGCAACCGGAUGACCCCAACUUCCUGGUGCUCGACAUCCCACGAAGCAACAGCAGUAAAACAGAGCCCAAGUCUAAGACUUCACCAGUGCUUAAACACGAAGAACUUUUAUCACCAGUGUUAGAAAUGGAAACCAAUUCCGCAGACGAAAGGAAAACACCCGAUGUUCAAACAGAGAGACACUUAUGGACAAAGAGCCAGCUGGAAAUCGUCAAGUAUAAGCUUCAAGUUUUCAAUCCUCCAGCAACCAAAGCGGCCAGAGGUAGCCAGAACUGAUGUGCCUGACAGCCAGCAUUUUCAGGAUAUAUUUAUACAUUUUUUAAACUCAUGCUAUCAUUGUCAUUUCGCCAUGGACACCACAAACUUACACUCGGUUGCAUGUGAAUUCCCGGCACACGCGCGUAUUUUACAGAACUGCGUUAUUUUCGUUUUCACGUACUAACACCCGGCACAUUGCGGCACUGCAUGCACGCAUUCGGUACAGUUUCAUUUUCACAAACUAACACUGAUCUUAACUUCACCAGUAAAAAAGUUUAUAAUUAAUUUUUUUUGUAAGCCUACAAGUAUGUGGGUGGAUUAACUUCGUGUCAAACUUUUCAAAGCGUUUUUUUCUCCGAAUUGUAUUUCCACAAUAUGCUUGAGUGUUAGUUCGUGAAAACCAAAAUCAUUCUUUUUCGUGUCACCUUCCAAAAAAAGAUUAUUUUAUGUAUUCUCAAGUUGUGAACAACAUUUCCACUUCAAAAUAUCAAUGGAUGUUCCUGUUAAUGUGUUAUGAAGAGCAUCACAAGGGGCUAAGACAUUUCUGCCAAUGCACAGGAGUCAUCUACAAAUUUUUAAUAAGAAUAUGAUCCUGCCAGAAAGAGGUCGCCACAACAUUUUUUUUUUCUGAAGAAAUAUAGUUUCUGAAUAAAAAUGUAAUUUUGUGGACCACUUGAAAAAAAGAAAAGUGUGUGAGCGUUUUGAUGCAUAUGAAAUAAAAGAGAGGAUUUUAUUUCAUGAA
Molecule: messenger RNA, 2497 nt
Organism: Patiria miniata (bat star)
Lineage: Eukaryota; Metazoa; Echinodermata; Asteroidea; Valvatida; Asterinidae
Product: ribosomal biogenesis protein LAS1L-like
Exons: 12
Coding region: 34-1773 (579 amino acids)
Biological process (GO): maturation of 5.8S rRNA; maturation of LSU-rRNA
Cellular component (GO): preribosome, large subunit precursor; Las1 complex
Molecular function (GO): endonuclease activity
Source: RefSeq, a predicted model, not a curated record